Molecule: messenger RNA, 1945 nt
Organism: Leptonychotes weddellii (Weddell seal)
Lineage: Eukaryota; Metazoa; Chordata; Mammalia; Carnivora; Phocidae
Gene: NR1I2
Product: nuclear receptor subfamily 1 group I member 2
Biological process (GO): positive regulation of transcription by RNA polymerase II; negative regulation of transcription by RNA polymerase II; cell differentiation
Molecular function (GO): nuclear receptor activity; zinc ion binding; RNA polymerase II cis-regulatory region sequence-specific DNA binding
Source: RefSeq, a predicted model, not a curated record
AUGGGUUCAGAGAAAAAUGGAGAGGAAGGUACACGCAGUCCCCAUAUGCUCUCUGACCCUGCACAUGCUCAGCCUCAUAGCUUGCCUGUUAUCAACAUCGCCCAGCAGAAUGGUAAUGCUCCAGUCUUCACCGAGGCAACAACUUCAGGGGGACUGAGGUUCUGGUUGAGCCUUUGUUCCUGCUUAUUCAAAGCGGACCCCAAAGGAGAAGUCACAGCAAAGAAAUUGCCACCAAGCAGCCCAAGAGGCCUGGAAGCCAACCUGGAGGCGAGACCUGGAGAAAGCUGGAACCAUGCUGACCUUGUGUCCUACGAAGCAAAUGCAGCUCCUGGGAAGCCUGACGUUAGUGCAGAUGAGGGAGAUGGGGGUCCCCAAAUCUGCCGUGUAUGCGGGGAUAAGGCGACUGGUUACCACUUCAAUGUCAUGACAUGUGAAGGAUGCAAGGGCUUUUUCAGGAGAGCCAUGAAACGCAACACCCGGCUGAGGUGCCCCUUCCGGAAGGGCACCUGCGAAAUCACCCGCAAGACCCGGCGCCAAUGCCAGGCCUGCCGCCUCCGCAAGUGCCUGGAGAGUGGCAUGAAGAAGGAGAUGAUCAUGUCGGACGCGGCUGUGGAGCAGAGGCGGGCUUUGAUCAGGACGAAGAAGAGAGAACGGAUGGGCACUCAGCCCCUGGGAACCAAGGGGCUGACUGAGGAGCAGCAGACGAUGAUCAGAGAGCUGAUGGAUGCUCAGAUGAAAACCUUCGACACCACCUUCUCCAAUUUCAAGAAUUUCCGGCUGCCAGAAGUGCCCAGCAGUGGUCGCGAGGUUCCGGAAUCUCUGCAGACUCCAGUGGGGCAAGAAGCUGCCAAGUGGAGCCAGAUCAGGGCAGACCUGUGCUCGCUGAAGGUCUCUCUGCGGCUGUGCCGGGAGGACGGCAGCGUCUGGAACUACAGACCCCACGCUGACAGCAGCGGGAGAGAGAUCUUUUCCCUGCUGCCCCACAUGGCCGACAUGUCAACCUACAUGUUCAAAGGCAUCAUCAACUUUGCCAAAGUCAUCUCCCACUUCAGGGACUUGCCGAUCGAGGACCAGAUCUCCUUGCUAAAGGGGGCCACCUUUGAGCUGUGCCAGCUGAGAUUCAACACGGUGUUCAAUGCCGAGACGGGAACCUGGGAGUGUGGCCGGCUGUCCUACUGCUUGGAAGACCCUGCAGGUGGCUUCCAGCAGCUUCUCCUGGAGCCCGUGCUGAAAUUCCACCACAGGCUGAAGAAGCUGCAGCUGCAUAAGGAGGAGUAUGUGCUGAUGCAGGCCAUCUCUCUUUUCUCCCCAGACCGCCCGGGUGUGGUGCAGCGCAGCGUGGUGGACCAGCUGCAGGAGAGAUUUGCCAUCGCCCUGAAGGCCUACAUCGAGUGCAGUCGGCCCCAGCCUGCCCAUCGGUUCCUGUUCCUGAAGAUCAUGGCCAUGCUCACCGAGCUCCGCGGCAUCAAUGCCCGGCACACCCAGAGGCUGCUGCGCAUCCAGGACAUACACCCCUUCGCUAGCCCCCUCAUGCGGGAGUUGUUCGGCAUCACAGAUGGCUGAGCGGCUGCCUCCCUGGUAGAGCCUCCGAGGGGCAGCCUGAGCCAGAGCCCUGCCCUCGGAGCUGCCAUUCCUGGGACUAGAUGGAUGGCUACUGCUGAGAGCUGGCAAUGCCCUACAGGUCCUCCCUCCCCGGGAACUCACAACCAUUCCUCAGGAAAGGGACGAGGGUCUCCCCAGGCGCCAGCCCAGUCUGUGGAGAGUGAAGCCAUAGACACUUUGAUGGAGAGUGCACUGGCCUGUAGACCAGGCCCAUUCAGAGGCAAGACCACCCUCCCCUUGGAAAUGGCCCUGUGGUCUGAGCAUCUAGUGUCAUGGUGGGAGAGGGGAAGUGUCUGUGAGAGAAGCCAGAAGGCCUACAGCAAACGUCAGAGUCUUGUCAUGA